AUGCUGGGAGCUUCAAUCUUGCUUGCCGUGCUCGCGCCGGCGGUACUUGCCACACCUGUCGCGCGCUCGACCUAUGCAGUGAAGGAGACGCAUUAUGUCCCUCGCAAGUGGGUGCAGAAGGGUCGUGCACCCAAGGACCAGAUGCUCGCGCUCCAAAUCGGUGUGAAGCAGGGCGAUUUCGACGAGCUGGAGCGCCACCAUUUGAGCCCCGAGGAGGUCAAUGCCCUCACCCAGCCUAAGGAUGAGGCAUUGGAUGCUGUGCACGAGUGGCUUCUUUCCAAUGGUAUAAGAAACUUCGAUUACAGUCCAUCCAAGGACUGGAUCAACAUCCGGAUCAGCAUUGAGGAUGCCGAGAAGCUGCUUGCGACCAAGUACUCGGUGUAUGCUCACGAAGACGGCACAGAAAUGUCCCGUGCUACGUCAUGGUCGUUGCCGAGCCACCUUCACAAGCACAUCGACACCAUCCAGCCCACCACCUCUUUCAUGCGCACCAGGGCCAAUCUGCCUACUGUCAGCACAGCAACAAAUCUGACUGAAGUGUACCAGCCUCCAGGUUAUGUGACACCCACAGAUCCGAUCAUCGCGAAAGCUUGCUCGAUCAACGGAACCACUCCCACAUGCUUCAAAACGCUCUACAAGACGCUCGGCUACGAGCAGAAGUCUUGUGGCGAAAACCAGAUUGGCUUCAACAACUUCCUCAAAGAAGUACCCAUCCGGCCAGACGCCAAACUCUUCCUAGAGCAAUAUGCACCAGAAGCCGUUAAGGGUGCUUACAGGAGGCCAAUCUCGAUGUUCAGACCAUUCUGGGCAUGACCUACCCUAUGCCUGUGACCGCAUUUACUACCGGAGGCGAGCCACCACAAAUCCCUGACUUGGCUGCUGGAGACCCACCUGGCAAUGAGCCAUACCUCGAGUGGGUGACAUACGUCCUUAAGCAGAAAAGCCUUCCUCAGGUCAUUAGCACUUCUUACGGUGACGACGAGCAGACCGUACCGGCCGAGUACGCCAAGCGUGUCUGUAACUCCUUCGCCCAACUCGGUGCUCGCGGCGUCAGUCUUCUCUUCUCCUCCGGUGAUGGUGGUGCCGGCAACGCUGCAGGAGAGAACGCAACGGAAUGUGUCUCCAAUGACGGCAAGAACACCAAGAAAUUCUUGCCCUCUUUCCCCGCCGGAUGCCCGUACGUUACUACGGUUGGUGCAACUCAGGGUUUCCAGCCUGAAGUCGCUGCCUACAGGCCCGCGAAGAGCCUCGGUCCGGACAACAAACUCCACGGCUACUACGCUUCUGGCAGCGGAUUCAGCGAGUACUUCUCCCGUCCCAGCUACCAAGAUGAUGCCGUCAAGGGCUACCUUAAGAAGAUCGGCGACGAGCACAAGGGCUUGUACAACGCUGCCGGACGUGGGUACCCCGACAUCUCCGCUCAGGGUCUCUACUUCGAGUUCGUCUGGAACUCAACCAACGGCGUCAUUUCCGGAACCUCUGCAUCAUCGCCCCUCGCGGCAUCUGUCAUCGCGUUGGUCAACGAUGCGCUUAUCUCUGCCGGUAAGCCCACGCUUGGAUUCUUGAACCCGUGGCUGUACAAGAAGGGCUACAAGGGUUUCACCGAUGUGCUGAGCGGAGGCAAUGGAGGAUGUAACACCACCGGUUUCGCAGUCACGAAGGGUUGGGAUGCAGUGACUGGAUUCGGUACACCGAUCUUCCCCGAGCUUGUCAAGUUGGCAAAGGGACAUCACUAGGAUAGAUGUACUGGCAUGAUUCUUACUAAAAGAGAGUUUCAAUAUGGGAAUCGUUAUUCUCGUUUUGAAGAUAGCUGUAGAAUGUUUUCUGCGGUGAGAAAGAUAGGGGCAGCAUAUUGAAGUUGAUACAAUGACUGAGCAGUCCUCAGCGCACGCAUCAAUCGAAUGGUUCUCCUUUCU
Messenger RNA from Parastagonospora nodorum SN15, 1916 nucleotides. RefSeq lists its product as hypothetical. Gene Ontology annotation, biological process: proteolysis. The record is from RefSeq and is a predicted model, not a curated record. NCBI's taxonomy places the organism in Eukaryota, Fungi, Ascomycota, Dothideomycetes, Pleosporales, Phaeosphaeriaceae. Bases 1 to 813 code for a protein of 270 amino acids. The transcript has 3 exons. Gene Ontology annotation, molecular function: endopeptidase activity; tripeptidyl-peptidase activity.